AUGACAACAUGAGCUGCCCUUGGCCUUCAAGAUAGAGCCUCUCCUCUUAUAGAACAACUUACCUUCUUUCAUGACCACGCUUUAAUAAUUUUAGUAAUAAUUACAACAUUAGUAGGAUAUUUAAUAUUUAUACUAUUCUUUAAUUCAUACACUAAUCGAAACCUUUUACAUGGCCAAACUAUUGAAAUAAUUUGAACAAUUCUUCCAGCAAUUGUCCUACUAUUUAUUGCCCUACCCUCCCUUCGACUACUAUAUUUACUAGAUGAAAUUAAUGAACCAUCAGUUACAUUAAAAGCUAUUGGGCAUCAAUGAUACUGAAGCUAUGAAUAUUCAGACUUUAUGAAUGUAGAAUUUGAUUCAUAUAUAAUUCCAACUAAUGAAUUAACAACAGACGGAUUCCGACUUCUAGAUGUUGAUAAUCGUGUAGUUUUACCUAUAAAUUCACAAAUUCGAAUUUUAGUGACAGCAGCAGACGUAAUUCAUUCAUGAACAGUGCCAGCUUUAGGAGUAAAGGUUGAUGGAACCCCUGGUCGACUAAACCAAACUAAUUUCCUAAUAAAUCGCCCUGGAUUAUUUUACGGUCAAUGUUCAGAAAUUUGCGGGGCUAAUCACAGAUUCAUACCCAUUGUAAUUGAAAGCCUUCCUGUGAAUCAUUUUAUCAAAUGAGUAACUAGUAGAACUAAUUCAUAA
This is a messenger RNA of Bactrocera tryoni, 690 nucleotides long. The record is from the annotation of a RefSeq genome assembly. Lineage: Eukaryota; Metazoa; Arthropoda; Insecta; Diptera; Tephritidae.